UUUUUGUUUUCACAAUCAAAUUAAAUUACUUUUGUGGUUUGUUAAACGAUCCCAAGAAUAAUCACCUUUUAAAAGUUUAAACCUUUUUCUUUUUUGUUUAGGGAAUGUUGAAGAAUUUUAAACCUUGAUCUUUUGUAUAAAUGGAGGGGAUAUGACCUGUUUAGAAAUACCAAUGAAUUUAGCCAAUUCCAAUUGAUGAAAAAUACUAAGAGUGUCAUUCAAAAAAUGGUUUGAGUGUGCAGUUCAUGAAGUAAAACUCAAGCCAUAAAAUAUAAUGUUGUCUAGCACAUGAUCACGGUUUUCUUCCCUGUUCUAGGAAUUCACUCAUUUGGUCAUGUUGGUUGUGGUAUCUGAGAUAUUUGUUUGCAAGUGAGGAUUGGUUUGAAUAUGGUAGUCUUCUUCUUUUACUUUAUUUGGUGAUGGUUGGUGAGGAAAAGUAAAAUAAGUGUUGGAAAAGAAACCACAAAGGAUUUCUUUACUAUACUCUCAGCUUGAAUUAAAAGCCUAACUACUAGUAGUUGGUUGGUGCAUUCUAAGAAUGGCCAUGGCUGUGGUGGAGAGCAUUGAGAAUCUAGUAUCUGCUAGGCAGUUGUUGCAGACUAGCUUGGAGAAAUCAAGAACUCAUGCUUCUGCACUAGACAAAAUGGGGCCUAGAUUGGAAGAGAUUAACCAAAGAUUGCCAUCUUUGGAAGCAGCAGCAAGAUCCAUCUCAAUACAACAAUGUGCGUUUUCCAGAAUUAGAGACCAUGUUGAUCGUGCUAUAGGACCUGCUGUUGCAGUUCUGAAGGUCUUUGAUACUGCUCGUGAGCUUGAGAAUUCACUCUUGUCUGACCCUUGUUCUGAUCUCUUUGAUUACCUCUCAGUCAUGAAUCUUCUUGAAGAAGCAUUGAAAUUUCUUUCUGACAAUUGUGAGCUAGCAAUGAAGUGGUUGGAGGGCAUCUUUGAAUGCGUGGAGGACAAUGCAGUCACCAAUGAUUGGUGCCUCUUGAAUGUGAAGAAAUCUUUGAGAAUUCUACAGGAGCUGCAAGUCUAUGAGGAGCGUGCCCAUCUUGAAGGAGGGUCUCUCAGUGCUGCAUUUAGAAAGAUAGAAAUUGAAUUCAAGCGGCUUCUGCUAGAAAACAGUGUUCCUCUUGUUUUGGAUUCCCUAGCAACAUCCGCUGCAGAGCAAGCCUCCGUUUUUGCUUCAUCAUCUUGGCCUGUGCCUGUCGUACAGAAGUUGCAGGCUAUUGUUCAAAGAUUAAAUUCUGAUAACCAGCUUGAGUCCUGUAUGUCUGUAUAUGUUGAUGUGCGAAGUUCAAAUGCUAAACAAAGUUUACAAGCUCUUGGUUUGGAUUACCUUGAGAUGUCAAUCACAAAAUUUGAUGAUGUGCGGAGCAUAGAGGGGUACAUAGACCAAUGGAGUAAGCAUUUGGUGUUGGCAGUGAAGCACGUAUUUGAGCUUGAGCAUAGACUCUGCAAUGAUAUCUUCGAGAAGAUAGGAUCAGAAGUUGCAAUGGGAUGCUUCUCAAAAAUUGCUUCUCAAUCUGGAAUCCUUGCUUUUCUCCAAUUUGGGAAACGUGUGGCUGAAAGUAAAAAGGAUCCCAUCAAGCUCUUGAAGCUGUUAGACAUGUUUGCUUCUUUGAACAAUCUGAGAUUUGAUUUCAAUCGGCUUUUUGGUGGAGAAGGCUGCAUCAAAAUAAAGAAUCAGACAAGAGAUCUCAUAAAAAAGAUUGUUGAUGGCGCCUGUGAGAUUUUCUGGGAACUUCCUCUUCAAGUGGAAUUGCAGAGGCGAAGUUCUCCUCCUUCAGAUGGCAGUGUUCCAAAGCUGAUAAGCUUUGUAACUUUCUACUGUAACCAGCUGCUUGGCGAUGAUUAUAGGCCAAUCUUGACACAGGUUCUUGUAAUCCAUCAGAGUUGGAAACAAGAGAAGUACCAAGAGGGUCUUAUUCCCAACCAAGUUCAUGAUAUAAUGAAAGAAAUUGGGCUAAAUUUGGAUGGAUGGUCAAAGGCCUAUGAGGAUAUCUCCUUGUCCUACCUCUUCAUGAUGAAUAAUCACUGCCAUUUUUGCUAUCUGAAAGGCACAAAGCUUGGGGAUAUGAUGGGAGAUUCUUGGUUAACAGCACAUGAGCAGUACAGAGACUUUUAUGCAGUACUCUACUUGAAGAAGAGCUGGCAAAGGCUUCUGGCACCUUUAAGCCAAAAGGGUCUAACUUCAUUGUCUGGUGAAGAUUUGGUUGAGAGGCUAACUACAUUCAACGAGGCUUUUGAUGAUUGUUAUAAGAAGCAAUCCAACUGGGUUAUCUGCAAUGAAAUCUUGAGGGAGAAAGUAUGUAAAAAUCUAGUGCAAGCUAUUAUACCUGUUUAUAUGUGUUACCUGCAAAACUUCAGUCUUUUGGUCGAACAAGAUGCUAAUGCGGGCAAGUAUGUGAAAUACAGCGUGCAAAAUUUAGAGAAAAUGCUAAGCUCUCUGUUCCAGCCAAACCUAACUAGUCUUGGGGUUACUAAACAAGGACUCUUGCUUGGUAAUGUGAAAUCCACCGGACGGGGUAUGGAGAAUAUGGUCAGCUCUCUGUUCCAGCAAAAGUUAAGGAGGUACGGCAGUAUCAAACAAGCACAUUGGAUUGGUAAAAUAAAAAAUUUUGUGACCAACCAAUUCCGCUUGACACUUACCGCAAUUUGAUAGUAUGCCAUUGUCAAGAGGCAAAAGAACAGCUUUCCCUAAGCAUACUGCGUGGGAACACUAAUUAAUUUCUUUUUAUCUUGAUGUUUAUAAGAUGUCUUCUGCAGUACCUAGUUUGCUUGUAGGUGUAGCCUUCUACAAAUUGUCAAAGUAAUACAUUGCCUUAUUUUUCAAAGUACC
This is a messenger RNA of Quercus lobata, 2839 nucleotides long. Its product is annotated as exocyst complex component EXO70A1-like. Lineage: Eukaryota; Viridiplantae; Streptophyta; Magnoliopsida; Fagales; Fagaceae. Gene Ontology annotation, cellular component: exocyst. The coding region runs from base 539 to 2659 and encodes 706 amino acids. The record is from RefSeq and is a predicted model, not a curated record. Gene Ontology annotation, biological process: exocytosis. The transcript has a single exon. Gene Ontology annotation, molecular function: phosphatidylinositol-4,5-bisphosphate binding.